AUGAACGUUGUGGGGUGCAAAUGGGUGUUCAGAACGAAGCGCAAGGCCGAUGGCACGAUUGAGCAGCACAAGGCUCGAUUGGUCGCAAAGGGUUUCAAUCAAGUCGCUGGGCAAGACUUUUUUGAGACUUUCAGUCCUGUUGUCAAACCCACCACCGUGCGGCUUCUUCUCUCUUUAGCCGUUUCUCGCGGUUGGGUCAUUCGGCAGUUGGAUGUUCACAACGCCUUCCUCAAUGGUAAUCUUGCAGAGACAGCUCCUCAAGCGUGGUUCAAUAGGUUGCAUGCUUUCUUGGUGUUGGUUGGUUUUUCACCCUCCAAGACUGAUGUUUCUUUAUUCAUCUAUACUCGUGCCUCUAUUUGUUUAUAUUUGCUUGUCUAUGUUGAUGAUAUCCUUGUUAUGGGGUCUGAUGCUUCGUGUGUUACUCGGCUUCUUACUGACUUAGCCUCGGAGUUUAAGAUUCGUGACAUGGGUGCUCCGUCUUUUUUUCUUGGCAUUGAGACGGUCUCCAAGGAUGGUGGUUUGUUUCUUUCUCAGCAGCGAUACAUGCAAGAUAUUUUGAGCCGUGCAGGUAUGGUGGACUGUAAACCGUUGGCUACUCCGGUUCCUGUGUCCCGACCUUCUUCUGAUUCUGUGGUUCCCUAUGCGGAUCCCACGCAGUAUCGCAGUCUUGCUGGGGCUCUACAGUAUCUUACUGUUACUCGUCCGGAUCUCUCUUUUGCCGUGAACCGGGUCUGUCAGCAUAUGCACUCUCCAACCACUGAGCAUUGGGCUAUGCUCAAGCGUGUUCUGCGGUAUGUAAAAGGAACUCUGCACUUUGGUCUUUUUAUUCGUCCUUCCUCCUCUGUUGCGGUUCAUGCCUUUUCGGAUUCGGACUGGGCUGGUGAUCCAGCUGACAGGAAGUCUACUAGUGGUUUUGCGGUUUUUCUUGGUGGCAAUCUGAUUUUCCUGGUCUUGUCGGAAGCAACGCACGGUUGCUCGUUCGUCUACAGAGGCUGA
Messenger RNA from Ipomoea nil (Japanese morning glory), 996 nucleotides. RefSeq lists its product as uncharacterized. The record is from RefSeq and is a predicted model, not a curated record. NCBI's taxonomy places the organism in Eukaryota, Viridiplantae, Streptophyta, Magnoliopsida, Solanales, Convolvulaceae. The transcript has 2 exons. Bases 1 to 996 code for a protein of 331 amino acids.